Messenger RNA from Nelumbo nucifera (sacred lotus), 450 nucleotides. NCBI's taxonomy places the organism in Eukaryota, Viridiplantae, Streptophyta, Magnoliopsida, Proteales, Nelumbonaceae. The record is from RefSeq and is a predicted model, not a curated record.
AUGCACAGAUCGGCGAGCGCAACUCGAGUCUCAGAUGAAUUCUUUAUUCAGCACUCUUCACCGCCAUCGUCGUCCAAGGCUUCUCAAACUCACAAUGUCAAGACAGCCUUCGAUGACAUCAACGAGAUACCCACAUAUAAUCCACUCUCAGAUGCAGCAAAGAAAGAGAAACAACGUAUUAAAUUUGCAGAGAAUGCAGUUCAUGUGAUACCCUUCGUCCUACUUCUAUGUGCCUUGAUUCUUUGGUUCUUUUCCAAUCCAGAAGUAGACAUGGUGCAUAAAGAUAAUUCAAUUCUUUCUAGAGUUGAAGGGUUGAUAAUAGAUGGCAGUACAGAUGCUGAUGAAAGUCAGAUUGGCUUGCUAUCGACCAUGGAGCUGGACAACUUGGAUCCACAAAAGCAAAUGAUAGAUCUCAAAGCCAGAAGAUUUUUGCGAAACAAAGUUGAAUAA